Amborella trichopoda is the source of this 813-nucleotide messenger RNA. RefSeq names its product cytochrome P450 71A1. NCBI's taxonomy places the organism in Eukaryota, Viridiplantae, Streptophyta, Magnoliopsida, Amborellales, Amborellaceae. The record is from RefSeq and is a predicted model, not a curated record. Gene Ontology annotation, molecular function: heme binding; oxidoreductase activity, acting on paired donors, with incorporation or reduction of molecular oxygen; iron ion binding.
AUGGCGGAGGCCUUCCUGAAGACAUACGAUGCAACCUUUGCGAGUAGUCCUUCUCUCACUGCUGCAAAGCAUCUACUUUACAACUCCACCCUAUGGAUAGCGUUUGGAAAGAGUUUUGAAGAAGGGGAAUCUUUGGAGGAAAUCUUGCAUGACCAUGAGGAGCCUCACUGUAAGAGCUCCCCUGGUGAGCAACAAAAGGAGGACCUCAUUGACGAGUUGCUUGAGCUCCAAAUGGAUGAGACACUAGAAUUUCACUUAACCAGGGACAACAUCAAAGCAAUAAUCGUGGACAUAUUCGGUGCUGGUGCCGAUUCAACUACAAAUGCUCUGGCAUGGGCAAUGGCAGAGCUAAUAAGGAACCCAAAAGCCAUGGAGAAAGCCCAAAAUGAAGUAAGGAGAAUAGCUGGUACAAGAGAAAUGCUAAAUGGGAGUGAUAUGCAGGAGGUUUGUUACCUGAAAUUAGUCAUUCACGGAGACUCUACGACUUUACCCUACAGCUCCAGUACUAAUCCCCGAGAAACAUUAGCUACCUGUACAGUUAAUGGCUAUGAAAUAGCAACUGAAACAAGGGUUAUCAUUAACGCAUGGGCAAUAGGAACGGAUCCAGAUUACUGGGGAUGCUCAGAAGAGUUUAUACCAGAGAGAUUCACUGAUAGCCCAAUGGAUUACAAGGGAAAUGAUUUCAAGUAUAUACCAUUUGGUGCAGGUCGUAGAGGAUGCCCAGGUGCAUUAGGGUUCCUACUUGAGGACAAAAAUGCGAUUGGCUACCUGCAGGCUCUUGACUGGGGUGCUUCUGAGUCGAACCACCGAUAG